Molecule: messenger RNA, 2076 nt
Organism: Kwoniella botswanensis
Lineage: Eukaryota; Fungi; Basidiomycota; Tremellomycetes; Tremellales; Cryptococcaceae
Exons: 11
Coding region: 1-2076 (691 amino acids)
Biological process (GO): carbohydrate metabolic process
Molecular function (GO): hydrolase activity, hydrolyzing O-glycosyl compounds
Source: RefSeq, a predicted model, not a curated record
AUGAUCCCACUGACCUCCCUAUCAUUCUUCAUACUACUCGCUAGUCCACUGAUUAACGGACAAUACGAUGCCGAUUCAUCGGGAUACGAACUUCGGACUCCCCCUCUCACGACUGAUUGGACCCAAAAAGUCGGUACGAACCCCUGGACCGAAUAUCCCCGUCCACAACAGGUCAGAGAUAAAUGGCAGAGCCUAAAUGGGAUUUGGAGGUAUCAGAAAGCGAAUUCAUCUGAAGAUAUCGAUAACGUACCUCAGAACGUGGAUGAUAAAUGGGGUAGGGCAGUGAUGAUUCCUAGUUGUAUUGAAAGUGGCUUGAGUGGUCUGCAAGUCGAUCCGAAAGAUAACGAAUUCUCUUGGUUCCAAACCAAGUUUGACGUACCUUCAGAUUGGAAAGAUCAAUCUCUACUUGUCAACUUCGGAGCAGUAGACUAUGAAGCUACUGUAUUUAUCAAUGGUAAAAACGCUACAACUCAUAAAGGUGGAUAUACUCGAUUCGACGCAGAGAUCAGCUCGUUGGUCCAAUAUGGACAGGAGAACGAGAUCACCGUUUUCGUCCGUGAUCCAACCGAUAGUGAGGAACAUAUCAUUCCCGUUGGAAAACAAACCAUUUCGCCUAGUCAUAUUUUCUACACCCCCUGUAGUGGGAUAUGGCAAAGCGUGUUUCUCGAACCUGUACCGAAAACUUAUAUUCGUAGAAUCGACUUGAGUGGAGAUAUGGAUGGUGUUGGAACGAUCAACGUGCACACAUCCGAUUCAUCCGAACAAUCUGUCAAACUUUCCAUAUCAGAUUUACAAGGUACAGCCUACGAGACCAAUGGAAAUACCGAAUCAUCCUUCAACUUCACUUUACCAGAUGUCAAGUUGUGGUCACCUAAUUCUCCCACUUUGUACAAUGUGACUGUCUCUAUGGGCGACGAUACAGUUGCGACGUACAUGGGAUUCAGGAGUAUAGGUAAAGGAGAGGUAGAUGGGGUUAUUAGGCCUUUGUUGAACGGGGAUUUCAUCUUUGCUUUUGGUACUCUUGAUCAAGGAUAUUGGCCAGAUGGACUAUACACCCCUCCUUCAUACGAAGCCUUGAAAUUCGAUUUGAACUACCUGAAGGAAUUGGGUUUUAACAUGGUUAGGAAACAUGUUAAAGUCGAGACGGACCUCUUUUACAGAGCGUGCGACGAGUUGGGUAUGUUAGUCAUUCAGGAUAUGCCAAGUACGACGGCGAGAAAGGAGUUCCCACCGAAUCAAGACCAACAAGCUCAGUACGUCAACGAGUUGAGAGAGCUAGUCAACUUGCAUAAGUCCUUUCCGUCGAUCUACACUUGGGUAAUCUACAAUGAAGGAUGGGGUCAACCUGAAGAUGGACCUGAGAUCAAGCAUGCUCCAAUGGUGAAAGAUCUGGAUCCGACCAGGCUAGUAGAUGCUGCGAGCGGUUGGCACGAUCAUGGAGCGGGAGAUUACUCUGACAAUCAUCAUUAUCCCGAUCCUCAAUGUGGCAUGCCAAAUGCCAAAGACCCCUCAGGUCCCUAUGAUCCAGCUAGGAUAGGUCUUCAAGGUGAAUUCGGGGGAUUGGGGUAUAACGUCUCGAUCGAUCAUUUAUGGAAUGUAUCUAAAGCUAUCGCGGCUAUCAAUGAAACGUAUGAGAUUGACGAAACACUUGAAAAAUGGAAUUCAAGAUCUCGCGACCUACUUAUCAUGUUGCAAAGUCAAAUUACCAACUACGCCUGUUCCGGAGCAGUGUGGACCCAGACAGUAGAUGUCGAAGGGGAAAUCAAUGGAUUGAUGACUUAUGAUAGAAGGAUGGAAAGAACCGAUAAAGAUAUUUGGAAGGCAGCCAUCUCGGAUAUAUACUCCGCAGCCUCAGGACGAGGAGCCGGCUCUGGAUCAGGUGGUAAUGCCACUAAAACUAGCAGUAACGACAGUGGAUCCAGCACGAAUACCACAAAGGCACAAUCGAAUGUAGCUACUAGCGGAUUAUCGACCAAUGAAAGUAGACAGAAUAGUUCUUCGAGGAGCGUAAGAGAUCAAAUCACAUUCAACAUGAGCGCAUUGGUGGGUUUAGGUGGGAUAUUGAUGAGUCUAUAG